Molecule: messenger RNA, 4370 nt
Organism: Jatropha curcas
Lineage: Eukaryota; Viridiplantae; Streptophyta; Magnoliopsida; Malpighiales; Euphorbiaceae
Product: Squamosa promoter-binding protein-like (SBP domain) transcription factor family protein
Cellular component (GO): nucleus
Molecular function (GO): DNA binding
Source: RefSeq, a predicted model, not a curated record
GAGGAAGAGUCUUGGAUUCUUCGUUUGUCCGUGGGCGGUCCCAACCUCCCAACUCUCCCCCUGAACUUUCUUGAAUUUACGGUUUAUGCCAAAAUCACCGCCCAAAACCGAAACAAUUUACAAAUGUUUGUUACAACUUACAAGAGAGGACAGGAAAAGGUUGAGGCGCAAAAAUAAUAUUAUUAUUAAGGCAAGGGAAAGUAAAAAAGCAACCUCGUGCACAGACGUUUUCUUCCCUUCCUUCCUUCCUUCCUUUCAUGUCAUCUUCUCUCAACUCUGGCUGGCUCCCUUAACUGUUUCGCAGAAUAAUUCUGUCCGUUACCAGAUUCCAGGAAUUCUGAUUUAUUGCGGAGGUCUUUGAAGAUUAUUUCCGGUGACGAGACCAGCUUUUUCACAACUCACCUUCGGAUUCAUCUCUAGAUCUGAGGUUCGAUAUUGUUGGAAAGCCCGGAUUUGAAGUGAGAACGGAGAUGAGAUUUCUGUAAAGGUUUGUCCGCUUGGAAGGCUAAGCCUUUCUUGGAGUUAUGGAGGAGGUUGGUGCGCAAGUGGCUCCAAUUUUCAUCCAUCAACCGCUUUCUGGUCUAUUCUGUGAUGCAACACCCCUGCCCAAAAAGCGCGAUCUUUCUUAUCAGGCUCCCAAUUUUCAGCUCCAGCAGCAACACCGCUUUGUUCAAAACCCUAGAGACAACUGGAAUCCUAAGGCAUGGGAUUGGGACAGUGUCAGGUUUGUGGCCAAACCCUCGGAUGCCGACGCCAACAGCAAUAUUUUGCAAUUGGGAAUCACAUCCUCUGAGUUGAACAAGAAGAAGGUGGAAGCUUCCGGCAAUCGUUUGCCCUUGAAAAAUGCCAAGCUGGAUGAAGAUGAUGGACUUCGCUUGAAUCUUGCUGGGGGCUUGAGUUCCGUUGAGGAGCCUGUCUCCAGACCAAACAAAAGAGUUCGUUCCGGAUCUCCUGGCACAGCUACCUAUCCAAUGUGCCAGGUCGAUAACUGUAAGGAAGAUCUUUCAAAUGCAAAGGACUAUCACCGCCGCCAUAAAGUGUGCGAGGUUCAUAGCAAAUCCACUAAAGCUCUAGUUGGGAAGCAGAUGCAGAGGUUUUGUCAACAGUGUAGCAGGUUUCAUCCACUUUCUGAGUUUGACGAGGGAAAGAGAAGUUGCAGGCGUAGGCUUGCUGGGCACAAUCGGCGAAGGAGGAAAACCCAGCCUGAAGAUGUUGCCUCACGACUGCUUCUCCCUGCAAACCAUGACACAACCAGCACUGCAAAUUUAGAUAUUGUUAACUUGCUAACUGUUUUGGCUCGCACUCAAGGGAAGAAUGAGGAGAAAAGUAUCAAUAACAAUUCAUCCGUACCUGAUAGGGAACAACUCAUUCGAAUUCUUAGUAAAAUAAAUUCGUUACCUUUACCAGUGGAUCUGGCUGCAAAGCUAUCGAACAUUGCAAGUUUAAAUAGGAAAACUGCUGCGCAACUAUCACCAGAACAGCAAAAAAUAUUGCAUGGAACCGCAUCUUCACCAUCAACCAUGGACUUACUUGCGGUUCUUUCAGCAACUUUAGCAGCAUCUGCACCAGAUGCUCUUGCAAUUCUAUCUCAAAGAAGCAGCCAGAGCAGUGACAGUGAGAAAUCUAGGUUGACUUGCAUUGAUCAAGCUACAGGUCCCAAUAUGCAGAAGAGACCUGUUAUAGAUUUACCUGCUGUGGGUGGUGAGAGAAGUAGUAGCUGUUACCGGUCUCCCAUUGAAGAUUCAGGUUGCCAGCUAAAAGAAAAAUUCCCUAAUUUACCGUUACAGCUAUUUGGUUCCUCACCUGAGAAUAAUAGCCCUCCAAAAAUGGCAUCUUCUAUGAAGUAUUUCUCUUCUGACAGCAGUAAUCCAAGCGAAGGGCAAUCUCCGUCGUCAUCUCCUCCAGUUGUUCAGAAGUUGUUUCCAAUGCAGAGUACAACUGAGACUGUGAAGUCCGAAAAGAUGUCAGUCAGUAGAGAGGUCAAUGCCAAUGUUGAAGGUAGCAGAACCCAUGGAUGUAUUUUGCCUCUUGAACUCUUUAGAAGUUCAAAUUCAGGUGCUGAUCAAAGUUCAUUUCAAAAUUUUCCAUAUCAAGCUGGAUAUACAUCUUCCUCUGGGUCAGAUCAUUCACCUUCUAGUCAGAACUCUGAUGCUCAGGAUCGCACUGGACGAAUAAUCUUUAAACUAUUUGACAAAGAUCCCAGUCAUUUCCCAGGGAAACUACGAUCGCAGAUCUACAAUUGGCUUUCUAACAGUCCUUCUGAAAUGGAGAGCUACAUAAGGCCUGGUUGUGUGGUCCUGUCAGUUUAUUUGUCAAUGUCAUCUGUUGAAUGGGAACAAUUUGAAAGAAAUCUGCUCCGGAAAGUCAAUUCAUUGGUUCAAGAUUCAUGUUCUGAUUUUUGGAGAAGUGGAAGAUUCUUAUUACAUACAGGCAGGCAACUAGCAUCACAUAAAGAUGGAAUGGUUCGUUUAUGCAAAUCUUGGAGAACAUGGAGUUCCCCAGAGUUGCUGUCAGUGUCCCCAGUGGCAGUUGUUGGUGGGCAAGAAACCUCUCUAUUAUUAAGGGGAAGAAAUCUAACUAAUCCUGGCACCAAGAUUCAUUGUACUUAUAUGGGCGGAUACACAUCGAAGGAAAUCACAGGAUCAAUUUCUCCACGAGCCAUGCAUGAUGAGAUAAACAUGAAUGGUUUUAAAAUUCAUGGUGCAUCUCCAAGUGUUCUGGGUCGCUGUUUCAUUGAAGUGGAAAAUGGUUUCAAGGGCAACAGUUUUCCUUUAAUAAUAGCUGAUGCUACAAUCUGUAAAGAGCUUAGACUCCUUGAAUCUGAGUUUGAUGAAGGGACUGAAGAGACUGAUAUUAUUUCAGAAGAACAAGCUCAAUGUUUGGGUCGGCCUAGAUCAAGGGAGGAGGUUUGGCACUUCUUGAAUGAACUUGGAUGGCUGUUCCAAAGAAGAGCUUUUUCCAUGUUUGAGCUUCCAGAUUUUUCGCUUAGCAGGUUCAAGUUUUUGCUCAUUUUCUCAGUUGAAAGAGAUUAUUGUGUCUUGAUAAAAACUGUUUUAGACAUGCUGGUGGAAAGAAAUUUGGACAUGAAUGGGCUGUCCAAGGAGUCACUAGAUAUGCUAUCUGAGGUUCAGCUCGUGAACCGAGCUGUGAAGAGGAGGUGCAGGAAAAUGGUGGACUUACUUAUCCAUUAUUCCAUUAAUAACAAUGAUGUUUCCUCUAGAAGUUAUAUUUUCCCACCAAAUCUUCCAGGACCUGGUGGGAUCACAUCUCUACAUUUGGCUGCUUGUACAUCAGGCUCGGAUGAUUUAGUGGAUGCUUUGACAAAUGACCCACAGGAGAUUGGGUUGUCCUGUUGGAAUUCUCUUCUGGAUGCAAAUGAUCAGUCUCCGUAUGCUUAUGCUAUUAUGACAAAUAACCACUCUUAUAACACAUUGGUGGCUCGUAAACUUGCUGACAGAAGAAAUAGUCAAGUGUCUUUGACAAUUGGAACUGAGAUGGGACAACCAUACUUCCAGCAAGGGCGUAGAUCUUGUGCGAGAUGUGCGGCUGUGGCAGCAAAAUACAACAGGAGUAUUCGAGGUUCACAGGGCCUGCUUCAGCGUCCCUAUGUUCAUUCAAUGCUAGCCAUUGCGGCUGUCUGUGUUUGUGUCUGCCUGUUCUUGCGAGGUGCUCCAGACAUUGGCUUAGUUGCUCCUUUCAAAUGGGAGACUUUAGAUUAUGGCACCAUUUAGAGAUAAAUGUGAAACUUCUAUGGGUGAAAAGUAAGCAAGGGGUUGAAGAAAUGACAUACUCAGCAGACAAUAGCUCAUGUGCUCCUAUAUAUGCAGUUAUACUCUGGAAAGGAAAUUGAGAUUUAACGGGUGGAAGUGGGUUUCCUUGCUUGCCAAAGAGUGGAGGAAAUAGGUGCAAUGGCAUCAAAUGCUGCCUACUGUUGUUAGCAAACUGUCAUCUCCGAGGACCAUUUGCUGUAUGGGAACACUAUUUUUUUGAGUUGUUGAAACUUUCAGCCGCGGCGACCUGGAAUGGGAUAUAAUUAUUGGAUGCAAGACGAGCUGAGAGAUGCAGCAGAAAGCUGAAGGAUUUUUUAGGAUAGACCAUGCUUUGAAAGUGAAGCAUCAGGGAAAUGAAAGGUGAAAAGAAUGUUAAUUUAUGUUUCCGUUUCUUCCUUUUUUACCUUUUUUUUUUUCGGAUUUUUCUUUCCUACCUUUUUACAAUUAAAGAAGUUACUAAGUUUGAGGUAUUACUGACAAUGUAUUUGAUUUCUUACUGUAAAGUUGAUCAUUCACAGAACUGAAAUAUUGUAUUAUCAAAUAGUGAAAUAUUUAUUAAAUUAUAUUUGGAAUAACAGGCAUGCCCCAUCCAUUUUAAUA